CAAAAGCAAAACUGAACGCCAGUGUCAGCUCGUCAGCCGUACGUUUAAUACACAUAUUUUGAAAUUAGUCAGGACUUGACAGUUUGAUUAUCAUUCUUAUUGUGAAUUAAAAAUACUUUAAUUUUUCCAUCGUUAUUAUUUUUUAAAUUCGUGAUGGACAAAAGAAUAUUCUAUCGGAGUAACAAACCGCGAUUAAAAAUUCCCGAAAAAAUUAUCGAAGGCUUCGGAUACAAUUGCUAUCGGACCUAUAAAGAUGUAUGUUAUGUCAGGUGCUAUGAACGUUCUUCCCAAGGUUGUUAUGCCUGUGGUCAGAUUAAAAAUGGUCGAUUAACACUAACUGUAAAUCAUGAACAUGAAAAUGAUCCCAAAUUAAUAUUAUAUGCUGUUUUUCAAGAAGAGUUAUAUAAUGCUACAAUAUCGCGCCCAUAUCGAUCUUUCCGCUCAAUUUACGAUCACUUCUGCCAAAGCCAUUAUGAAGCAGCCAGAAUUUAUACUUGGGCUAAAAUGCAGCCGUUGAUGGACGUUUGGAGACGUCGUAAUCGACCUGUUAAGUAUCCACCAAUUCCUCGUGAUUUACAACACUACGUGAUUUUACUUGACAUGCAACAGUAUCAUCAUCUGACAGUUUAUCCGCAAGGUCAAUUAAGCUUUUCUACCUUACAAGCACCUGAUAACAGUUUUUUAACCAUUUUUUAUGAUUUAAAUUUUGUGAGCUUAAUAUUAACAAGCACUUUACUAAUGGAUGGAACGUUUAGAAGUACACCAAAGAAACCCAAAGUUUAUCAACUUUUUACAAUAAUUGCAUUAACUAAUGAUAAGGCUUUACUGGUGUGUUGGAUGCUUAUGCAAAAGAAAUCAGCUGCUGCGUAUCAGACUGGUUUACAAUUUUUUAAAAAUCAUGUGGCCGCUCAUAUUGUUCCUGAUCAUAUUAUGACGGACUUUGAAUCUGGCUUAAGGAGUGCAAUAGAAAUAAUAUAUCCGGAAGCGCAUCACAAUGGUUGCUUUUUUCAUUAUUGUCAAGCACUGAUGAAAAGAUUAAAAGUACUGAAGCUAUUUAAAGAUAUUCAAAAAUGGAAGUAUGGUCAAAUAAUUAUAAGGAAGUUCAUGGGAUUAGCUUUUUUGCCAGCAGAUGAUAUUACACGUGCAUAUAAUUGGUUAUUAAACGCCAUUCCAGAAAAUAUAAAAAACAGGCUUCAUGGAUUUAUUGUGUAUUUUCAUGAUGAAUGGAUCGUCAGAACGCCACCUAUUUUUUGGAGCGUUAUAAAUUUAGAUAAUCGAACAAAUAACUUCACCGAAAGUUAUAAUAAAAAAGCAAAUGUCCGAUUUGGAGUUCACCCAUCAAUAUGGAAGUUCACUGAAAAACUUACAAAUCUUCAGGCAGUAACACGGAUUGAAUUAGAAUCAUUAAACGAUGGAGAAGAAAUAACAAGACAACGUCAAGAGCCAGAAGAAAUCUAUCGAGAAUCAAAAAUAAAAAGAAUUUCUGAGUUUUACUGUGCAGGAAGAUUAAAUUUUGCAAACUUUUUUGCCUGCAUUAGCAAUGUUUCACCUGCAUUUCGAGCUAAUCGUUAUUUUGAUAUAGAAGGCAAUCCUGAUGACAACAAUUACGCAAAUCUACCAAUUUUUCUAGAAGUUGACGUCAUGGAUUUACAUUUAGAUCAAACAUAAAAUCUAGGAACAUAAUUUAUAAUAAUAAAAAUAACAAUUAUAAUAAUAAUAAUAAUUCUAAUUAUCAUUCUCAUUCUAAGAACUCUCAUUCAAUCUCUGUUAAGUUCUGAGAGAACGGACAGUUUUUUGACAUUUCAUUCUCACUUUUUAAUUUUUUUUUGUGAAAUAUGCGGUACAGGUUAUACAUCGUUGAAAGCGAAGCCGUUAGUAACUAUAUAUAUUGGGAUUAAAUAAGUUCAGUGCAUCGGAAAAUUAAAUUAAGAAAGGCUAUCAUUCGUAUCAUAUAUAAAUUAAGAAUAUUAGAAUAUUAACUUAUUAUAAUUUCGAAAUUUAUUUAUUAACCGCG
Cotesia glomerata is the source of this 2014-nucleotide messenger RNA. RefSeq lists its product as uncharacterized. Lineage: Eukaryota; Metazoa; Arthropoda; Insecta; Hymenoptera; Braconidae. The record is from RefSeq and is a predicted model, not a curated record. The transcript is spliced from 7 exons. Bases 154 to 1668 code for a protein of 504 amino acids.